Molecule: messenger RNA, 1554 nt
Organism: Myripristis murdjan (pinecone soldierfish)
Lineage: Eukaryota; Metazoa; Chordata; Actinopteri; Holocentriformes; Holocentridae
Product: protein disulfide-isomerase
Exons: 11
Coding region: 1-1554 (517 amino acids)
Biological process (GO): response to endoplasmic reticulum stress; protein folding
Cellular component (GO): endoplasmic reticulum
Source: RefSeq, a predicted model, not a curated record
AUGAGGAGACUGUUGCUGCUGGGGGUGACGGCCUUCUGUCUCUGUGCGUGCAUCACGGCUGACACACAGCCUGACCGACAGGGAGACAAAUCACUCCCCGAGAAGGAUGGAGUUUUACAGCUGAAGAAAGGAAACUUCAACAGAGCACUGAGAAAACACAAGCAGCUGCUGGUGCACUUUUACGCACCUCUGUCUGGAGAUGGCCAUCGAGUGUCAGCAGCUUUCGAGGGUGCUGCCGCGGAGCUUCAGGGGUCGGAGGUCAAACUGGCUAUGGUAGAUGUGUCUCAGGAAAAGGACCUGGCCAAAGAGCUGAAUGCGACAGGCCCGCCCACGCUGAGGCUGUACCUCUCUGGCGACAAACACAACCCAGUGCCCUGCCCCGUUCCAAAGAACAGCGCCUCCAUUUUGACCUGGCUGAAGAGGAGGGCGGGGUCUCCUACUGACCUCAUCACUGACCUUAGCCAAUCAGAGAGCUCAGAUGAACUGCAAGUCGUGGGAUUGUUCAAGGACCUGGACCACAACUACGUCCAGGUGUUCUAUGCCGCAGCGGUUGACCUUCCUGACGUCAGCUUUGUUGUGACCCAGGACAAAGAACUAAUCAGCAAAUACGGUGUCACAUAUGAUGUGGUGCUGCUGCUCCAAAAGUCUAAGCUCAUCCAGGCAUACAAAAUGACCCCUCAGACGUCUAAGGAGGAGCUGAUCGUCUUUAUCACCGUCUACCAGAUGGAACCGGUCACUGAAUACAAUGGACAGACAGCCAGUCAGAUUUUAACAUCCCCUGUGAUGAACCACGCCCUCCUCUUUGCCAACAAAAGCUCAGAGGACUUCAAUGAGAUCCACGCUGCCUUCUACAGUGCUGCAAAAUCCUUCAGGCUGAAGGUGUUGUUCGUGUUUGUUGAUGUGGAUGAGCCUCGUAAUGGUCGGCUGCUCGAGUACUUCCGGGUUCGGGUAUCUGAGGCUCCUCUCAUCCGACUGGUCAACCUGACAAACCAUGUGACCUACCACCUUCCCUCUGACACUCUUGACGCAGAGACCAUAAAAAAAUUCUGUCAAAGCUACCUGGAAGGAAAGGCUAAGCCCAAGAUGCAGAGCGAGCCAAUACCUGAAGGCUGGGAUGAACAGCCGGUGAAGGAGCUGGUGGGAAUGAACCUGGAAAAAGUUGCCUUCAACCCCGACAGGACUGUUUUUCUAAUGUUGUACCUCCCCUACAGUCAGAGGUCCCGUGCCCUGUUCCCACUGUGGGAGGAGCUAGCCGAGGCCUUCAAGGACCAGGAGGAAGUGGUCAUCGCGCGCAUUGAUGCCUCAGCCAAUGACAUCAACCUGGUGUUACAGGAGUCUUAUCCUGCGCUCUGCUUCUUCCCUGCACUGCAUGCUGAGAGGGUGGUGGUCUACACUGGCAAGCGGACACUGAAGGACCUGGUCAAGUUUGUAGAAAAAGAAAUGAAGAAAGCCAAAAAAGAAAGAGUGAAGGAGGAUGAAGACAGGGAGAAAUACAUUGAGGCCAUGAAAGCUGAAGAUGCAAAAAAGGCCAAUGAAACCAAAGAUGAGCUCUAA